AUGGCUGAGACCCUAAUUCUUCAGAAUCCUUCAACCCAAAAGAGAAUAAUGUCAUUCCCUAAUUUCAACGCUCUCAGAGACUUGCACAACUCUGCCAACGACCUCCUCCACUCGCCAGAAAUUCAACAAGUGCUUGUCCAACAAAAACAAGAAAAGUGGGUUCAUCAAGUCUCCGAGGCAUCUCUAACAAUGUUGGACGUCUGCAGCAUCUCUAAAGAUGUCCUUUUGCUCGUCAAAGAACAUCUUCUAGACCUACAAUUCACUUUGCGAAGGAAAAGUUUUAGCCACCAGCCAAAUAUUAAUGCCAAGAUUGCUGCCUAUAAUCACUACAGGAAGAAGCUGAAGAAAGCGACAUUGAAAUGUCUCCGGAGAGUGAAGGGAAUGAAGAACAAAUCAUCAGUUGUAACUUCAGAUACCUCAACCAUAGAUCACAAACUUAUAGUUGUUGUGGAAGUACUCAGAGAAGUACGAGUGAUCACCAUCUCCAUUGUUGAGUCCUUAUUGUCUCUCAUUUCGAUACCGUGGCUGGAUCAGAAAUCGAGUAAAGGGUCUUUCAGGUCAAAACUCUUUAGAUCAGGUAGCCAGAAACAGAGACUGUAUGAAAUUUGUGACGAAACCGCACUUCAAAGUGCAAACAAGAGACUAGAGGCAGUGGAGAUUGCGAUUGAGGAUCUUGAAGCUGAAUUAGAUUGCAUCUUUAGACGUUUGAUCCAGACUAGGUCUUCCCUGCUUAAUUUACUUAACAAUUAG
Molecule: messenger RNA, 750 nt
Organism: Manihot esculenta (cassava)
Lineage: Eukaryota; Viridiplantae; Streptophyta; Magnoliopsida; Malpighiales; Euphorbiaceae
Exons: 1
Coding region: 1-750 (249 amino acids)
Biological process (GO): root development; shoot system development
Source: RefSeq, a predicted model, not a curated record